Messenger RNA from Ascobolus immersus RN42, 931 nucleotides. The record is from the annotation of a GenBank genome assembly. NCBI's taxonomy places the organism in Eukaryota, Fungi, Ascomycota, Pezizomycetes, Pezizales, Ascobolaceae.
AAAUCUUUGUACACUUAUAUGAACCUCCUGGAUCCGGAUCCAGCUGUCAGAAAAUACUUCUCUUCAAAAGACCCCAACUCACCAUUUCCCAUUCAACAUUUCCCAUACAAUAUCGUCAACCAAACUUUCGACUUCAUCCUGAAACGACAAGGCAUCGGCCAAAGCAGUCUCCCGCAGCAAGCACCGCCAUGUCUUCCCUACCAAGCAUCAUCCUUUGUCUCCUAUUUCGACUACUUUCCGUCGUCUCUACCACGGUGGCAUACCCGAGUUUCACCAACGGGACCUUCAUACUACCACCAAACAUCCAAACGCCGCGUCAGCAUGGCCUCGACGAGGACAACGAGGAUCAUGAAGACGCAGACCAUCACGACGACGAUGACGAAAAUCCACACCCCUAUCACAUCCCGCUGGGAGCCGUCAUAUUUCUCUCCAUUUUCGCCGCCUUUGUUGUUGCUGGCAUGCUCUGGCUCGCUUGGAAGUGGAGAAACAUCGUUCUCAGGCGCAAGAAGGAGGAGGAAUGGUUCGAUCGCGAGAUUGGCGACUCAUCGGAGACAUUUGGCGGUAUCUUUCGAGGAGAUAUGGUGGAAGUUAUGAUGAGCGGAGCUCAGAACCAUAGCAGGGUGGAAUUGGAAAGAGAACCAGAGAGGGAUACAGAAGAGGUUAGGGCGGGUCUCGUGAGGUCGGGAUCGGCGGGUGUUGGUGACGGCGGGACUGGUGGGGAUGGUGGAGAUGUGAGCGUUGUUUGUGAUGGGUUGUAUAUUCCCGGGAAUCGGCAUACGUUGUAGUUAAUUUGUUGUGGUUUGUUGUUGUGGAUCAGGCAAGUGGUGCCGGGAACCAGCGAGUGCCGAAUUCUGCUGUACAUUUGUUGUUUUGUUGUUCGAGCCUGAGGAGCGCUACUACUUACGAAUAAUGUUAUUUCAUGUCACACCAG